GUUUCUUUUUGCUCAAAAAAAACCCAGACCCAGAGACGAAGAAGAAGAGGAGAAGCCCUGACCUGACCUGACCUGACCUGACCGAACUCUUUCCGACCAAAUCGUCAGAGCCCUCUCUCUCUUUCCGGGUCAACACUUCUCAACUCGGCGGCAACUUCGCGCACUCCGACGACACCCCGUGCACGGAUCACCAGAACGACGGAACUCUUUCCCAUACGAAGAAUUGAGUUGAUUGAUAGUGCUGCUGCUGGCAAGAGAAUGAAGCUGGGAGUGAAGAAGAGGAGCACUGGAGCAGGAGAAGAAGAAGGAGGGGACCCUUUUGAGGAGAGAGAUCAGGUGGAGGAAGGGGAAGGAGGAGGAGAAGAAGAAGAGGAGGGAGAAGAGGAAGAUGAGUCCGACGAUGAAGGGGACGCAGCAGACGCUGAUUUUGAUGCCCAACAAGAAGAAGAUGAGACUGAGCGUCCCAAGCUCGAUGAGGGCUUCUACGAGAUCGAAGCGGUGCGCCGCAAGAGGGUCCGCAAGGGCGAGGUCCAGUAUCUUAUAAAGUGGCGUGGCUGGCCCGAGACAGCUAAUACCUGGGAGCCCUUAGAGAACCUCUUUUCCUGUACUGAUGUUAUUGAUGCUUUUGAAGAGAGCUUGCGGUCAGGAAAGCAUAGGUCAUACAGGAAGCGUAAACGCAAACACGGGGUGACUCACACACAACCCAGAAAGAAGCAGAAUACUCAGCAGCAGUCUUCUUACAGUUCGAGGCGAGUGGAGGACAGUAUUGAUGAUGAGCUUCUCACUUCUGUGCCAAUUAAGAGCUCAAUCCCUGUAGACCUCCCUAGAGAGGUUAAUUUGGCUAUAAACAGGCCAGAAACUGUGGCGAAUGGGUUGGAAAGUAAUGUUCAACAACCUGUCGAUACAAGAGAGGAGCCCGAGUACGAUCCCAAGCUUAGUGAACUCAUGGGAUCAGUUCGUUCGAAUGGUGCUGAUCCUGAGUUUCGGGCAAAAAAGCUGCAAAAUUCUGAAGGUAAUGGCCUCAUGAAUGGGGUGAAGUCCGACUCAGUUGAACUAAAUCCCCGAGGAGCAAAGCGGAGAAAAUCAGGUUCCGUGAAGAGGUUUAAACAAGAAUUGGCUUCAGGUCAAGUGGAUGUGGAGAAUGUUGGUUGUGGGGCACUAGAGCAGGGCAUUGAGAAUCACGAUACUACGAGGGUUAAUUCAACUUCUACCAAGAAUGAUAGUUCAAAAAAUGCACCAGUAAUCACGAAGAUCAUCAAACCAAUAGGAUUCUCAUCUUCUGGGACAGACAACGAUCAGAACGUAUCAGUGACCUUUGUUGUCAUGAGGUCCGAUGGGAAGGAAGAAGUGGUUGAUAAUAGCUAUCUCAAGGCAAACAAUCCGCUUCUGUUGAUCGACUUCUAUGAGCAACAUCUUCGCUACAAUCCGACACCACCGUGAUUGUCAACCCACUCUGCUUGUUUACUAGUAGUUGCCACAGGACUGUUGAGGAUUAUUAUGGACUGCCGUGUUUUUCAUCCUCUCUUUGCAAGUGCCCCUUCAGUGAAAGAAAAGCAACAAAAGGUGGAAAAAGGAAAAAGAAGGGAAAAUCCUCUCUUACUGGUAAAUAUCCGCAUUGUAGUUCCACUUUUGGGAGUGAGUAUUUAUUGUAGAUCUUGGUAGAUUACAGUUGAGUUCCUUAUUAGUGUAUGACUUCAUAGUUUGGUUCUUGUGAAUGAAAAUGUUCAAGUCUAGCAUGUUUCAGCACAAUCCCCGUUGAUGGUAGUGUAAGAAUGAUCAUGCGGACAAUGCCUAUAUUUUCUGCCAGGUGAAUCUUGUGAUGCUGUCUAGUUCUUAGUAUCUCUGAUAUAAUUCUUCCAAUGCUCUUGGCAACGCUUUCUGACUUCAACAUGAAAUGGACCUCAUCUUUCUAUGCUGUUA
Punica granatum (pomegranate) is the source of this 1920-nucleotide messenger RNA. NCBI's taxonomy places the organism in Eukaryota, Viridiplantae, Streptophyta, Magnoliopsida, Myrtales, Lythraceae. The record is from RefSeq and is a predicted model, not a curated record.